This is a messenger RNA of Nematocida minor, 1830 nucleotides long. RefSeq lists its product as uncharacterized. Gene Ontology annotation, biological process: lipopolysaccharide biosynthetic process. The record is from RefSeq and is a predicted model, not a curated record. The transcript has a single exon. Gene Ontology annotation, molecular function: glycosyltransferase activity. Lineage: Eukaryota; Fungi; Microsporidia. Bases 1 to 1830 code for a protein of 609 amino acids.
AUGAAACUAGCAACUGUGCUAAUUGGCCUGGUCGGACUCCUCAUGGUCCACUGUAGGAAGAAGCAAAAAAAUGCAGAAAUAGAAGGGAGCCCUCUGGAGAUACCCAAGGGGAAGUACAAGCUGGGAAUAUUCACGUCCUACAAGCCCACUAUUUGUGGAAUUGCACAGUUCAGUGAAAACAUGAUCGACAGUCUUAAAAAGGCAGACCCCGGCAUAGAGAUAGAGGUUUUCAAUAUCUGCCGGCACGACCCAAAGCCCCCGCGAAGAGUGGACGGCAUAAAGGUGACCGAUGUGUACUGCACACACAACACGGAAAAGUCAGAGUUUAAGAUUCUUGCAGACUAUGUUAAGAAAUCAAAAUUUGAUGGAGUGCUUGUAAACCACGAAUACUACCUGAUUUCAACAUUCACGCACUUUGAGAAUCUGGUGAGCGAUCUUAAAGAGACAGGAACCACAGUGCACACGUUCCUGCACACGCCCAUCAGCUAUCCUCCGCCAGACAAGCAGCAGCACAUUCGAAAAGUAGCAGCAUCGUCUGAUAAGGUGAUUGUUAUGUCGUGGAAGGCAAAACACUAUCUGCACCACUCGUACGGAAUCCCCAAGAAGAAGAUCAUAUACUUCCCGCACGGAAUAAAAACAGCUGCAGCAAGCAAAAAAAUACUGAAAGACCUCGACAUCCCCAGCGACAAAUUUAUUGUAUACACUGACGGAAUUAUGCAUGAACAGAAAGGUGUGGAGAGAAUGAUCAAUGCGCUGUGGCUUCUCAAGCAGAAGGGGAAGAUAGAUAACAUUCUCGUGCUGGUGGCAGGUCUGAGCAGUUCAGGCACGCAGUACAUGGAGAACAUAGAAAGACUUGCGCACGCAAGAAAGCUGCAGAACAACUUCAGAUGGAUUAAAAAGUUUUUGAGCAAUGAAGAGAUGGCCACCCUCCACAAAAGAGCAGAUGUAUACUUCACUCUUUUUGAGGAAGUCAUUCCCACAUCAGGAACACUAACAUACGCCAUGUACUCAGGUGAUGCCAUCAUUACCACGCCAUACAGGUACUCGCUUGAGCUCUUGGGAGCAGACCAUAAUAAAACCAGAGGAACAGACCAAAGCUCUCUGGAAACUCUUAUCAAAGAGAAAUCAAAGGUAGCAUACUCUGGAAUCACUGUGCCAUUCAGACGCAGUGCAUACCCCCUCGCAGAGGCAAUUCUCAAGUACAAGAACAAUCCUGAGCUCAGAAGGCUUUUCAAGCUGAGAAGCAAAGAAAGAGUAAAGCAGUACAACUGGGACAACGUUGCAAACUACAUAGCAUACUACUUCAAGACGAAGAAAAACAAGUACAUAAACGAAGACCCAUACAAGAACAACUUUAUGCCGUCAAGAUGCAAAUGGGACACAAAGAUCAAAACUUUCUUUGAAACAAUAAUACCGGUAAAAGUGGAAAACAAGCCGUAUCUCUUGUACAAAGAUUACUUUGUGCGCAUAGAAGUAAAGGCUGCAGACGGAAAAAUAAAGAAAAUCCUCAUAGAAGGAAGGAAAAAGGAUGCACCAGUCAGCUUUGGCCAUGGUAAAAUACUAGUUGUUCCAUCUAAACACGUAGACAUCCUCUCGUCCAACAAAAACGAGUGCUACAUAUACACCCCAAAUAUGAUAUUUGUGGUGAGCUACAACAAAAAACACAAGUGCGUUUUCAUGGAGGUUCUCUUCGAGAAUAUCUAUGGAAAUGCCACAGGUCUCUUUGGAUGCACGCUGAGACAGAAGUACGAUCUGACGAAGCCAUCCAUUCCAACCGUAGACCACUUUGUACUUACAGGAUCCUCCUCUAGACUGAACGAGAUGAAAUAG